Molecule: messenger RNA, 8212 nt
Organism: Dicentrarchus labrax (European seabass)
Lineage: Eukaryota; Metazoa; Chordata; Actinopteri; Moronidae
Gene: mtss2b
Product: MTSS I-BAR domain containing 2b
Exons: 15
Coding region: 628-3216 (862 amino acids)
Biological process (GO): plasma membrane organization; cell projection assembly
Cellular component (GO): actin cytoskeleton; cytoplasmic side of plasma membrane
Molecular function (GO): actin binding; phospholipid binding
Source: RefSeq, a predicted model, not a curated record
UAUUACUGGCUUGCUCUCCCCGCACCGCUGAGCCCACCGCCUCUGCACCAAUCACAGCCUGCCUGUACCUUCGCGCACAUGCAUCCACGAAGGCACAGACACAGACCCUGACAUACACAAACACACACACACACACGCACACACACACAAGUACACGGCGAUCCAUCGCUUCGGUCCUCCACUCCGCUGCCUUCACAUGCGUCCCCAACGACUAGCGACGCGUAGCGCCGGCUGCGCCAAGAUGAGCGGUGGCCCCGGUAGCAUCUAAACGUCUCGCCGCCUGACUGACCCAGAGCCGGGGAGAGAGAGAGAGAGAGGGAGAGAGAGAGAGAGAGAGAGAGAGAGAGAGAGACAGAGAGAGACCAUCUUUCCUCUCUCACAACCCAUCUUCCCUUCGCCAGGAAGAGACCGCAGCGCAAGCCGUUUCUUUCGGCAUCUUUUCUUUUUUUUCCACCACCCCUCUUCCUCCAGUUCUUGCUGCAUCUCUCUGUUACUGUCGGUCUCCCGGUUUGAAGGAGAAACCGGAGAGAGCCCGGUCGUGGUAUUGUGGAAAUACAUUUUUACAUUUUUUUUCCUGCUGGGUGUUGGUAGCGCGCAGUUGGUGCGCGCCUUUGCAAAUUCCGGUGAAUGGUGGAUUUGGCAAACAUGGAGACCGUGGAGAAGGAAUGCGGGGCCCUCGGGGGUCUAUUCCAGGCGAUUGUCAACGACAUGAAGUGCUCCUAUCCUGUGUGGGAGGACUUCAGUGCCAAGGCCACUAAGCUGCAUUCCCAGCUCCGAACCACUGUUCUGGCUGCUGUGGCUUUCCUGGAUGCCUUUCAGAAGGUGGCAGACAUGGCCACCAACACCAGAGGGGCAACCAGAGAUAUCGGUUCAGCUCUGACCAGGAUGUGCAUGAGGCAUCGCAGCAUUGAGGCCAAACUUCGCCAGUUCACCAAUGCUCUGAUGGAGAGUCUGAUCACUCCUCUCCAGGACAAGAUUGAGGACUGGAAGAAGACAGCCAACCAGCUGGAUAAGGAUCAUGCCAAAGAGUACAAGAGGUCUCGGCACGAGAUCAAGAAGAAGUCAUCUGACACCAUGAAACUACAGAAGAAGGCUCGUAAAGGGCGAGGCGACCUGCAGCCUCAGCUGGACAGUGCCAUGCAGGAUGUGACUGACAUGUGCCUGUUGAUGGAGGAGACAGAGAAGCAGGCAGUGCGCCGGGCCCUUGUGGAGGAACGGGGUCGCUUCUGCACCUUCAUCGGCUUCCUUCAGCCUGUCGUGAAUGGAGAGAUCGCCAUGCUGGGAGAGAUCACCCACCUCCAGGCCAUCAUCGAUGACCUCACUGUGCUGACAACCGAUCCUCACAAACUGCCCCCAGCUAGUGAACAGGUGAUCAAGGAUCUGAAGGGCUCAGAUUACAGCUGGUCCUACCAGACCCCUCCUUCAUCUCCAAGCAGCUCUGGCUCCCGCAAGAGCAGCAUGUGCAGCAGCGUCAACAGCGCCCACAGUAGUGCCUCCCGUUCAUCAGGGGGAGGCGGUAGUGCUGGUAUUGGUGGCGGUGGUGGAGGCUCUCAGCCCCACUCACCCACCUCAUCCUCCUCCUCCUCCUUACGCUACCGCAGCAGCCUGCCGCACCAGCCUCCACCACCGGGGGGCAUUGCCGCCCACCGCCUCAGCAGCGUCUCCUCCCACGACUCAGGCUUCGUGUCCCAGGAUGCAAACAUCUAUUCCAAGCCCCCCUCGCCCAUGCCCUCAGACAUCACUAGCCAGAAGUCAUCCAGCUCAGCAUCAUCAGAGGCCUCAGAAACAUGCCAGUCAGUCAGUGAAUGCAGCUCCCCCACCACUUUUGGCACAUCCUUCGCUACCUUCCGCCCCGCUCUCUCUCACUCUGGCUCCACCAGGCCUCUCUCUGUCAUUCUUCCUGUUCCUGCGUCCCCACCCUAUACCCGCCCCCCUGGAUCCAGCUCCUCCUCUCCCACAUCAAAGGUUCCUAUCUGGAAGGAUUGGUCCAAAGCAGGUCAGUAUGAGCAGCCAGUGGCUGCGGCGGCAGUUCAGAGGAGAAGGGAACCUCUUGAUAGACUGAGGGAGAACGAGGCAUCACCCGGCUCCCAGGGAUACGCCGGGCCGUCACACCUUGAUGACAUGCAGAGAUCCAGGAUGACCCCGGCUACCAUUGCUGCCAAGCACGGCGAGGAGGUUUCUCCAGCAGCCAGUGACCUGGCCAUGGUGCUGACCAGAGGGCUGAGUAUGGAGCAGCAGAAGAGCAGCAGAGACUCCCUGCAGUACUCCAGCGGCUACAGCACAGAGACCACAACCCCGUCCUGCUCUGAGGACACAAUUCCUUCACAAGGUUCAGAUUAUGACUGCUACUCAGUGAAUGGGGAUGCUGAAGGUCCCGAUGGACAGACAGAGUUCGACAAGUCCUCCACCAUUCCUCGCCACUCUAACAUUGCUCAGAACUACCGACGCAUGAUCCAGACCAAGAGGCCAGCCAGCACGGCCGGGCUACCCAGUGGGGUUCUUGGUCCUGGGGUUCAUGGGAUACCAGGACAACCUGGUGGAGCAGGUGGCGGUGGAGCAGGUACUCCAGGCACUGCCACCAUCCGCCGAACCCCGUCUACCAAACCAGGCGUGAGGCGCACACUGUCCAAUGCGGGGCCCAUCCCCAUCCGACCACCCAUUGUGCCUGUCAAGACCCCCACUGUUCCAGGAGACUCACAUUCACCUGGCGCUGGUGGGGGUGGGUAUGCAGGUGGAGGGCACGCGGGUGGCGUGCCUGUUCGUGUGGGCAGCGAAGAGUGUGUGUUCUUCACAGGAGUCGAGGAUGCACAGGGAGCGCUUGAUUAUGUGAAGGCGUCACCAAAGCGUCUCAGCCUGCCUAACACCGCCUGGGGAUCAGGGGCAGCAUUAGAGGUCUACGCCCAGCAGCAUGGGGGCCUUGCAAUGGGAACGGGCUCAGGGGCUGGAUCAGAGGAGGAUCAGAUGAUCGCGGCCAAUCGGCACAGUCUAGUGGAGAAGAUCGGCGAGUUGGUAGCCAGUGCACACGCCCUUGGAGAGGGGCAGUUUCCUUUCCCCGCCCUCCCCGAUGACCCAGCCCUGCAACCAACUGGCCCCGGUGACAGUCAGAUGGCGACAGAAGGGGUAGAAGGGUCCGGUGACAUGUUGACCACCAUCAGGAGAGGAGUCCGCCUUCGCAAGACCGUCUCCAAUGACCGAUCAGCACCGCGUAUCUUGUGAUUGGAGGAGAAGCAGGAAGAGGAUGAUACUUGUCAGCCAGUAGGGAAUCAGGUGUUGGUGUGGUGCAACCCAACCGCCUAGUACAUACACAAGAACUUAACCAUGUAGGGAAAGCUAUAAUAUAACAGAAGAUGAAUAAAAACAAAAACAUACACAAAAAAUAAGUUUAAAGACGUCAUUAGAGUAAAUGAUAUAUAAUAUAAUGAUAAUAAUAACAUUAAUAAUGUUAACCCAUGCUGACAAUUAAAAGUUAAAUACUGAAUAUUGACAGGCUCCUAGCUGGCCACUAUAACUAGUGUGUGUUGGACGCAUGUUUGUCUUCUCUACACCUUCACCCAGGGACGGAAAGACUUGCAGGAAAAACAGAUAUGAUUAAAAAAAGGCAAAGAAAGAGAGAAAGACUGGGUUCUGUUUGCCAACUUAGACCCUUCCCCAUCCUCUUCUCCAACUAACCGACUGUCUAAUCCCAGAUGAAAGACUGAUGACUGAAGGAGGGGGCCAGUGGGGGCCGGAGAGAGGGGGGUCAGAGUGCCAUGUGAACAGCUGGAUUUGAACCCAGGCUGUCUCAGCAGCAACAUACUGUACUUAUUAGCCCACUGAACUGAAGCUUUGGUAUUAGCACGGGGAGCUAACAAGCCAGAGGGCUCCUCUGGUUCAUCCUAAUGUAAAAGAGUGUUUAAAAAAAUACUGUUGGCAUUGAACCGUGCUAGUACCCCCUUCCCCUCUCUCUCUCUCUGUGUGUGUAGUGUGUGAGUGCGCGUGCAUUCAUGUGUAUGCAUGUGGGCAAAUGUGAAAUGUGAGCGUGUGUGCACGUGAUUGAUUGUGUAUGUGUGUGCGAGGGGGGUGGGUAGAGCUCUGCUGCAGGACAGCUGGUUACCCAAUGAGGGCAGGGCUUUUCUCCUGUGUGUUGUGUGUGUACUUUCUUGUUUAUAUCGUGACGUCAUUUACCUUGUUACCACUGUACGAGAAGUUACGAAAAGUAAUCCAGGCGUAUAGAUAUAUUCAUAUAUAUUUUCUAGAACCAGAGAGAAAAUGUUAAAUCAGAAAUGGAGCAAUAAAUGUGUUUUAUUUUCUUGUUUCCAAGAAGAGGAUCGAUGGAGGAUUGUAGGUUCUCCUUUGUCACAUUCAGGCAAUCAUCAGGAAUGCUAAAUUACACGUUGACUGUGAAUUCCUUUUUGGCGUGUCUCUCUCCCUGUCCCUGUCUCUUUCUGGUGGAGGAAAUGGAUUACAAAAUUGUUGAAAAAAAAAAAAAAAAACUGUAAGCACUUUGAUAGGUGGUAGAGUAUGUACAAUAGCCACAAGGUGUUGCUGUAGUCAUACUGUAUGAUAGGGAGGGUGAAAGUGAGAGAGAUAGUUGCCAGUAAGACUGCGUCCUGAGGAAAUUAUUUAAUUUGUGGAAGAAGAAGAGAGAAAGGGACAAAGAGGAAGUGAUAUAGACUGGUGGAAUCGGAGUGAUUGGUCAAAUGAGAGAUGGGAUAAGAAAGUAGAGCAAAAUACUGAUCUAAAAAUGGAUUGAACGUCAGUGCUCUUCAGGGUUCUACAAGCCAUCGCCUGCUGUGGAUUGUGAAUGGCACUGAAGCUUUUUAUAAUGUGGGUGCACUGGUAUCUGAAGGACUGAACACAUAAUGCAAAAAAAUACACUGCACAAAUAGGUAAGACUACUUUUGCCUAUAGACUUUAAAGGGUUGGUUCACCCAAAUGGCAAAUAAACAUAUUUACUCACGAGUCAUGCAAAUUGUUUACUGGCUCAGGUUAAGAUAUAUGCCUCCACCCCAUAACAGAGGAGGAACAUUUCAUUUUGUUUGUGGUACAUUCAAUUUCAGCAUCUCCUCUUUCCUUUGGAUUGUCUCUAAACCUCAAUUAGACUACAUUCUACCACGAUAAGCACAUUUGAUUGAUUAUCAAGAGCAACAGGUUAGCAAGGCAACAUAUUUAGAUUUUCUUGUGUGUAAAUUAAGUUUUAGUUAAACUGAAAACCACCUUCACAACACUGAUCUAGCAGUUGCACACAAAAAUCUAGGCAGUGCUUUUGAGAACUGAUACAAUAUCACACAAAAAAUAUCACAGUACAAUAUUUUCUUUUACCCCAAUAACAAGGAAACUGUUUCAGAAGAAUAUUUUUAAUGAUUUUUUUUCAAUACUGUGAACACAACAAAUGAAAUUGCAUAGAUCUUACAGUAUGUAGAAAAUAUGCAUAUUAUGCAAUUUGUUAUAUGUUAUUUGGGUUCAGCAACACACAAACAUAGAUCAACAGUGGACUUGAAAUGUAUUUGCACAUGCAGAUUAUGUUCAUUGGAUAUAAAUUUGAGCGCACUCAUUGAAUGCUGUGGGACUGUAUUUCCGAUGUCCAAAAGAUUAAAUUACAAAGUAAUCUCCACUCAUGUUCAAGUGCAAAUACAUAUCAGCACAAAGACUUAUUUGCAAAUAUAUUCUUACCUAUAAAUACUGUAUAAUUUUGCAUUAUGAGACAGAAAAGUUUAGCCUUAUACAAAUCUGAACAACAGUUUUUUGUCCCAGAUUUGCCUGUAGUUAAAACCUUGCUAUCUAAACUAAAGUGGCUACCCCAUUAUGGUUCAGCUCAGUUCAGUGCAUCAACCCAGUUCAGCUCAGGACACGGCUGUAUGAAAGGAUUAUUUAUGGACAUUAAGAUGUGAGAAAAGGUGAAGCCUGUUUGAUGCGCUUGCUGAUGGCAAAGAAGCAGAAGGGUUUAAAUUAGACUUUUUAUGCUGACAGAGAGAGGAAAAUAUGUGUGGAAUGAGCAUUUCACUGCCUGUUCAAACAAUAUUUACUCCAUGUGCUGUACCUGUAAAUGAGAAUCCGGCGCACAGAUUUGGUAUAAAGGUUUGUUAGAAAAUAUUACAUGGAAUAUUCAGUUUUUUGUUUUUGUUUUUCAUUCUGCAGUACUGUUUGAAUAUUUAGUCUUACUUUUAAUUAAUGUAAAAAGAAGAAAAAACUCCAGUUGUAACACUAAACUGUGUAACAUAUGGAUGUAGGAUGUGUGGGCCGAGAGUGAGUGUGUCCUCGUUUGGCUGUUGAACUGUAGGCUAGUGAACUCUUCAUCAUCAUAUCUGUACGCUCUUCUAGCAGUGACCUGAACAUAGCCGGUGACAUCAGCGCUCUUAUAUGCUCUUUUUUUCCCUUCUGAACAGAGCACUGUUUUAACCUUGUUUGUGGCUGUUUGAAAAGAGAAUGAUGAUGAUUUAAUUUAAAGAGGUAGAGAGGAGAAUGUUUGCAAUUUUUAAACAUGGUCACCCUCUGCAAGCACACUUUUCUUUUUGAACUUUGAAGGAGUGCUUUGGCGAGGGGAUUUUUUUUUUUUUUUUUUCGUCUGGGGGAAACUACUGUAUGUGUGUUGUCACAUGUGGAUGCUGUGUGUUGUAUCAGCUGAAUCUGACUGGGUGAGAGGGUGGAAGGGGAGAGCAGCGGGCUUGGACUCCACCCCCCCCCCCAAAAAAAAAAAACAUUUUGGGUGAGAAAAUGUUGAUCUGAAGAGUUUGUUUAAGACCGCCUGUCGAGGUCACACUGUACAUGAAUAUACGUACGUCUGCUGAAUGUACUGCAAGGUGAAGGGGGACAUCGGACUGUACAUUUUUGACUUGCUCGAACUAUUGCAAGGUCAGAACUUUGUUCUCGUACCAUGGAAUUAAGUUUCCAGUUUAAACAGUAAGAAAGCAAUACAGAGACAGUGUGCAUGUACGUACAUUCACAACGAUGUUCCAGUGUGGGCAUGUUAAAGGAAAAUACCACUGUUUUGUCCACUCAAGGAUACUUUUGUUCUCCAUCUAAAAGCUACUCCACAUCGCAUGGCUAUGAUGGCCUGAUCUGGAGUUUGGGACACUGUUAGAAUCUGAAUGUGUAUGUGUAACAACUGAAUUCACUGCCAGUUUACCUACAGCGAGAUAUUUCCUGAUAAAAGGGUUCAUAAGGGCCUGCAGAACAGACUCGCUGCUUAAUUCACAAUGAUCAUGGAUUAUGGAGUGUGAGAUGAGAGGAAGAUAAAACAUUGCUAUUUUCCUUUAAAAUGCCCAGUUAACAGCACAAAAUGUUAUCUAACUUAUCAAUAAUGUCUUUUUUUAACAUGCUGAAUUAACUGUGUACUGAACUAACUGUCUGAACAAGCUGAAAUAACUACUCUGCUACAGGUGUGUCAAUAUGCCCAUGAGUGUAUGUGUAUGUGGGUAGAAGUAGGCCUACCAAAGGACAUUCUGUAGGAACACACAUUGACACAUAGCCAGAUUUACAUGCGUGCAGGCAUGCGUGCAUACAAACAAACACGCACACAAGCACAGAUACACAUCAUAGGAUACACACAAAAAAACGAUCCCUUCUUCCUUAACUGGUGAAACGACACAGUCCCAACUACAGCAUGUCCAAAAGGAACUGGCACUGUAUUAAGUAACAUUUUGUUUAAAAUUAAUUUCAUUGUUUUGAGUUAAAAGGUUGAAAAUAUCCCAUCUAUACUCUCAGUAACAUCACAUUUGAAUUUAUUUUGCUAUUAGCUGCUAGCGUGUGAGCUAGACAACAUCUAGAUCAAUACAAACAUGGAACAUUGAACAUUCCUUUCAUGUUGCAAGUAGUUACAUACAGUAUGCAUACUUGAAUAGCAGUUGAAAUAAUGACUUCAGAAAGUACUGUAUUUCAAUACAUACAGCUAGCCCAACCGAUUAUAGUGCUGUUGAGUAUCAGGUAUACUAUGACUAAUAUGAGUUUACAUAGACUGUCCAGUGGAAAAUACUCUUAUUAGCUUUCUUGCUGAGAAUUAGAUGAGAUGAUUGAUGAAGCUACUUUAGCUUAGCAUAAAAACUGGAAGGGAAAACUGCUAGCUUGGCUUUUCCAAAGUUAAAUAAUCCACCUACCAGCAUCUCUAAGGUUCUCUAAUUAACAUGCUAUAUCUUAUUUGUUGAAUCUGGACAACAAUCAAUGUGUAAAAAUGACAAGUUGUGGUUUUUUUGGCACCUGGUGGAAAUAAAAUGAAGAACCCAGACUAAAAAGCAAA